AUGUUUAUAUUCCACAAGAAAUAUGCCCUUAUAGUCAAUUUACCGGGGCGUCAUCACACCUGCUCUUUGCCUUUCUCUCCUUCAUUUCGAGUGGCUGAUCCGAUUCGAGCCUCCUGUCCGGAUCUGCCUCAUGGGCCUGUAGGUUCGUUUUUUAUCUUUCUGGUUGACCGAUUUCACUCGGUUACAGCACAGUGUACUUUUACUCCAGGUGCUAUUUCUCAAGCUUUCAGUAGCAAGUACAAUAUCGCCUCAUCUGCCGAGCACCUGUGCUCUGAUUGCCAUGGUUGCGGAUAUUAG
This is a messenger RNA of Protopolystoma xenopodis, 297 nucleotides long. The record is from the annotation of a GenBank genome assembly. NCBI's taxonomy places the organism in Eukaryota, Metazoa, Platyhelminthes, Monogenea, Polystomatidea, Polystomatidae.